AUGAAAAAAAGUGAUUUCAUACAUCGAAUCGAUAUCUUUGAUCAAAAUCACUUUUCCAAAAAUCUUCCAAGUUAUCAGAUGUAUUCUGGACAUUUCAACAAAUCAAAUCAACUGAAUACUUUCAAUGUUUAUGCAGAAGCCCGUAGCUUAUUGAAUGAAUGGAUGAUUAAAAAUACUUUGGACAUUGAAGAUUUAGAUAGCGGGACUGAUGAUUUUAAGCCAAUUAUUCCUAGUCGAAAAGAAAUUAAAAGAGAAUGGGACCAUCUAUUUAAAGAUAACAAUCUGAAGAAUGACUUUUCAGAUGACUAUGAAGUUGAUAAUCACUUGAAAAAUAAUCACUAUACAGAACAUAAUUCUAAAGACUCAGAUUUAUCCCACAUUGGUUAUACACACCAACGUCAGUCUACAUUGGAAAAAAUUCUCCUACGUCAAGAAGAGGCUAAAGCACGACGUGAACUACGACAAAAAGAAUUAGAAUCUCGUCGUAUUCUUGAAGCUACUAAUCGUCAAAUAAAAGCACAGAUUUUGUACAAAGCAAAACAGGACGAAAAAAUGAGGCAAGCAGAAGAAAGACGGGAAGAAGAACUAAUUAACCAGGAGAUGGUUCGAAUUCGCAAAGAAUUAGAAGAAGAAAAACAGGCAGCUAAAAACUACAGAAAUUCUGGUAUUUCAAAGGAAUUUGUUACUGGUUCUAUGUGUGCUGUUCCUCAAUUAGAUUUAUCAUGUCUUUCUGUUAAUUCUGAUGAUGACAAUAAAUCAUUUACUACGACUGGGCGUGUUGAAUCUAAUGAGACUAGAAAUGAGAAAUACUUAAUGAAAUUGACAUUCAAUGCAUGGUAUAAUGUAAUUUAUAAUAUAAAAAUUCAAUUUACAAUGUUACAAGCUAAAAAUGAAUUUCAUUUAAAAAAAACUUAUUUUAAUUAUUGGAAAUUAAAAAUGCAUCAAAUUAAUUAUAAUCGUGAUAUUGAAAAGGCUAAAAUAGAUGCCAUAGAAAUAAUAAAAAAAGAAUAUAAAGCUAAACAGUUUCAUGAAAAUUUCCUAUUGAAACAAUGUUUUACACGUUGGAGUUGUACAAUACGAAUGGAGAAAUCAACUCGUGAUCAGUUAGAAAAAGAAUCAUUCAGACGUGAAAAAGAAAUCGAAUUUCUCAAUCACUUAGAUACUUUAAUGAACAAUCAUCAAACAAAAAUAUUAACAUCUGAUAAUGAUAAUAAUCAUAAUCAAAAUAAUGAAACUAUAUCACUUGGUAAUCGUAUAUGUUUAACUGAUAGAAAAUCACAAAAAUCAAAGACUGUAAAUACCAACAAAGUGUGUUUGAAAUCAGCGAAUUCAUCUCCUUCAGUUGAAGACUUGAUAUCUGGUGAUUUUACUCUGGAUCAUUACAAAAGUGAUAAAAAAAUCAAUCGAAUACUAUCCGCUCAAUCAAGUGUAAUGAAACCAAUUUUAAAUCAAACUAUUAUACAACAACGUAAUAUUAUUGCUGCACAAAAUCGUGAAAUUAAUGCAUUAAAAGCAGCUCACCGUUAUUCUGAAUGGUUAUUAGAAGCACGAGCACAUAAAUUAGCUAAAAAUAUAAUAGAAAAAACUAAUACAAAAAUUAACGAAGCUGAUAAAUCUUCCUCUGAAUUGAAUGAACCAUUAGUGUACGUUGAAAAUGGUAUAGAUGAUCAAGUUCAUUCUCAACUAAUAUCAAACGAAAUGAAAAAUUCCAUUAAUGAUAAUCAUUCAAUGACAAAUGAUUUAUCAGGACCAAUUCCUUUAAAAACUAUAUUGAUUAAUAAAAAAAACUCAUUUAUUCAAAAAAUGGAAGAAAGAGCAGCUGAACGUGCUCGUCGACGUGCAUUACAAGAAGAAAGAAGACGUGAAAAUGAACAAAAGAAAAAAUUAAAACAACAAAAAGAAUUAAAAUUAGCUUAUCAACGUGAAUUGAACUUAAAAGUUACUAUGCAUAGAAAUAUUUCAUGUUUACGUUAUUAUGGUCUUAAACCAUGGAUAAAUUAUGUGUUAAAACAACAUGAAUUAAUUCAGAUGGCUGAUUGUUAUGAAAAGAAAACAAUAAUGAGAAAUACAUUUCACACUUGGUUACUACAUUUAAAAAUUAAAUAUGAACAAGAAACUAAAUUUGUUCAAUGUCAUUACAAUGUAUUGCUAAUGAAAAAAACUAUAAAAGCACUUCAGAAGGCUUGUGAAAUACGUAAAGAGAAUGAGACUUUUGCUAACAAAUGGUAUCAUAAACAGCUUCUACGAAGUAGUUUUUUAUUUUGGGUUCAGUACGUAACUGAUCUUUGCAUUCAAGAAUGGCAACAAGGGGAAACUGCUUUGGAACAUUAUAACAGGCACCUAUUGUAUGUUUGUUUUAAAAUUUGGAUUGAUUUUCCAAAUCAACAACGUGUACAACGUCAACGAGAAUAUCGUCGUGAACAAUUUCGUAAAUGUCUACUUGAUAUUAUACCUGAUUUUAAUCCACCUAAACAAGAUAUCAAUGAAAUGGACUAAAUGUUUACAUAAAUUGUUAUCAUU
Molecule: messenger RNA, 2520 nt
Organism: Schistosoma guineensis
Lineage: Eukaryota; Metazoa; Platyhelminthes; Trematoda; Strigeidida; Schistosomatidae
Source: the annotation of a GenBank genome assembly